GUUCUAUGAACGCGUAUCAUUAGAAACGCGCCUUUUUUUUUUUUUGUGAACAAAACAAUAUUAAAAAAAAAAUUUUUUUUCCCCCAUUCUUGAACAGUAUAAACAAUGUCUUCAAGAGAAUCAACACCUUUGAGUAGCUCAGGUGUAGAUGAACUUCAUGAAGACACUGUCACUGAUAAAGAUCUUCGAGCUCUACUAAGAAGAGAGAUCGAUCUACAACUUCAAAUCGAUGCUAUUCAAGCUGAAAUUCAACAAUUAGAAGAGCGUUUGGGUACUAAAGUUGAAGAGGAAGUAGAAGAGCAAGAUUUGGAAGAAUUUGAAGCACCUGAAUGGUGUAUACCUAUUAAAGCUAAUGUCAUGACAUUUGAUUGGGAUUCUUUAGCAAAAGAAGUACAAUUUGAUGUCAUUGUAACUGAUCCACCAUGGCAACUUGCAACUCAUGCACCUACUCGAGGUGUUGCUAUUGCAUAUCAACAAUUACCUGAUAUUUGUAUUGAAGAUAUUCCUAUACCCAAACUCCAAAAGAAUGGCUUCCUCUUCAUCUGGGUCAUUAACAACAAAUAUGCAAAGGCUUUUGAAUUAAUGGAGAAAUGGGGAUACACCUAUGUGGACGAUAUUACUUGGGUUAAACAAACAGUGAAUCGUCGUAUGGCAAAGGGACAUGGAUAUUAUCUUCAACAUGCAAAAGAAACAUGUCUUGUAGGUAAAAAAGGUGAUGACCCACCUAAUUGUCGUCACUCUGUUGGAUCCGAUGUCAUCUUUUCAGAAAGACGAGGACAAAGUCAGAAACCAGAAGAAUUAUAUGAAUUAAUCGAAGAAUUAGUACCUAAUGGAAAAUAUUUGGAAAUCUUUGGUAGAAAGAACAAUUUACGAGAUUAUUGGGUUACAAUUGGCAAUGAAUUAUAAAAUAAAAGGAAAAAAAAUGGGAGUUUAUUAUUAUUAAGAGUAAAAUAUACGAUGACAAUUGAUUCUUGUAGCAGUUAUUUGUGACAUGAGUAAAUUAUGUCUUUCGUUACAUUUGUCAAUAUAUUGCAUGACAUCUGUUAAUGUUCUUGGGGAUGAUUGUAAAGAGUCUAGAUCACCACUUAUUAAUUGCUUUAAAGUGACAUAAAUAGUUGUAACAGGCUUUUGAAUGACAACAGCUUCAUCAUCAAGUUGUAUCAAGUUUACCUCUUCUUCUUUAUUGAAUUGAUCCAUAAUAAUAAUAAUGAUGAUGAUGAUGA
This is a messenger RNA of Cokeromyces recurvatus, 1223 nucleotides long. RefSeq names its product MT-A70-domain-containing protein. The transcript is spliced from 4 exons. Gene Ontology annotation, cellular component: RNA N6-methyladenosine methyltransferase complex. The record is from RefSeq and is a predicted model, not a curated record. NCBI's taxonomy places the organism in Eukaryota, Fungi, Mucoromycota, Mucoromycetes, Mucorales, Mucoraceae. Bases 106 to 906 code for a protein of 266 amino acids. Gene Ontology annotation, molecular function: methyltransferase activity; nucleic acid binding.